Molecule: messenger RNA, 1153 nt
Organism: Phalaenopsis equestris
Lineage: Eukaryota; Viridiplantae; Streptophyta; Magnoliopsida; Asparagales; Orchidaceae
Exons: 6
Coding region: 257-1030 (257 amino acids)
Source: RefSeq, a predicted model, not a curated record
GCGAACAAAGAUCGAUUUUGAGAAGCUCCGCUUCCCUAACUGGGGAUCGCAGGGUACAAAGAUCCGAAACUCCAUCUUGCUUCUCCUUCCUCGAAACCAUGGAGGAUCGUAAAUUCGGGAUUCGAGGUGAAAGGGAGUAAAAACGUUAUUUAGCUUAAAAUCCUGCGACUGAACAGCCCCAUAGUCCUCUUCAUCUCUUGUUCUCUCCUCUACGAUCGCAAUCUAUCUCUUUUAGACCACACCGCGCUUCUAAGCAAUGAUAAAGAGGCGAUUCCAUAAAGUCGAGCACGGAGACAAUAGCGGCACUUCCGAGUCAUCGUCAACGUCAGGCACUUCUGAGUCAUCGUCAUCGGAUGACUCCGACUCUUUUAAUGAAGUAGAUGCGGAGGAAGGCCGUGAUGUUGAAGAUGAGGAGGGAAGAAGGGGAGGUGAUAAGAACACUCUGCUUCACCGUUCUCCCGGGUCAGGGUAUGAAAGCGAGGACAGUUCAAAUAACCAGGGCGAUGUUGAUACCUCAGAGAUUCUUAUUAAUGAGGAAGAUAUGACUGGUGAUAACAUGAAAGACAGCAAGACAGUUGACAAGAUACCUUAUAAUGAAGUAGAGAUGGCUCAUGAAAUGACAGGGAGAAAGAUACAUCCAAUUCAGACCAAUAUUUCCAACUUUAUUCUUAAAUUUAAGUCAGUUUUCAAGUGUAGACUGUGCCCCAGAAUUCUCUGCUUAAAUGAAGACGCUGUUAGAGCACACCUCUCUUCCAAAAGGCAUGCGCGGUCCAAAAAGCUGCAUGACGAGGGUAGGCUGAAAUUAAUGUUAAACAGUGAUGGAGAACUUGAGGAGGAGCAGGAGACACAUGCUGAAAGGCAUGCUAGAAUUUUAGCUCUAUCUGAGAAAUCUCCUCCAAAAAAGAAGGACAAUGGGCGUAAGAGGAAAAAUGAACGGAGGAAGAAGAGGGUGCGCACUACAUCGAUCAAUGGAAAAUCAGAACCGUCCAUUAAAAAUGGCUCCAAGAAGAGGCGAACGGUGGAUACCUGAAGAGCCCUUUGAGGCGUUCUCCACCGCUCAUCCAUUGUGAUGGCUGGUUGCUUUCGACAGAUGAAUUUAUUUGUUUUCUUAUUUUUCAGCAGAGUAAAAUCUAGAAAAUUAUUUAUCCAAAAA